ACCUUAGGGUGCCGAUAUUGGUGCUUCGGAGCGCAGGACGGCGGCGGCAGCGGCUGCAUGUAGGUCACCGCCUGCAGAACCCUCCGCUAUGAUGUCAAGUCAACCUCAUCACCAUGUCGGAACAACUGAACUUAUUGUACAUGGAUACUUUAGCCCCCCCCCCCCCAUUUCCCACGCGAACGCGUUAGGGAAGUCCUCUCGGAAUAACUACCCCCCGCACAACUAUCACCCUGCCAGCAUACCUCGGGGUUCAAACACGGGCAUUUGCAGGGGUCCCCGGCCGGACAGCGCGGGGGCUGCAACAGCAAGAAGGGGUGAUGAGUCGCGGCAGGUACCCGUGAACACUUCAACUUAAAAUAGAGUUCAGGGAUACCGGCUGCUUGUUCAUGUGGGCUUCCUUAAAAAGGUGACAGCGCCAUUGCCGUAACUUAGUACUGCAGGAUGUACUGUAGAUUACAGUGAAAUUAACCUACUGAAGGAUUGACUGCAGCUUACAGUGAAAUUACUCGAGAGCUUUCGUUGGUGUAAAGUUCAAGGUGACGAAGGGUAACAUAUUGGACUCUAAACGUUCCCUUUGCCCUGAGCCAAUGUGCCCUGGUAGCAGGGCCUCAAAACUAAGUCGCGUCUACAGCAGCAGCAUCCGAGCCGAGCUGGACGGUGACGAGGCGGCCUGGCUGCACGAGCAAAGUUUGCUCGCGUUUGCUCGCUCAUAGUGGUUGAGCGAGCAAAGGCAACGGGCCUGAGCUAUGAACGAGCAAUGAUGUCGCGGUCGGCAACAGAGACGGGCGCUUGCUCUCAUUGCUCGCUCGUUGCAGCUCUCUAGUACUAUGGCCGGACCGAAAAACCAUAGGUCAUAUGUGGCAUGUGGCCUCGUCACUCAAGAUCAAGUCCAGCCACUUAAUAAGCUGUUUGGGUUCGGGCGCUGAAGGCGGACCGCCAUCUUCGCACGGCUGCGUGGCGGGUCUGCCUACCCGGCCCGUUGCAGGCGCUAUCCUUAGGGUGAGGUCUGCAGCAUCGCUCGCACCUUGUGUGAAAGACGCCUAACGUUUCCCCGCGUCGCCCCGUCCGUAUCGUAACUUUAUACGCACCUCCAUACGCGGGCAGUUCGACGGCAUAAUGGUGUGUGUACGCUCCGGCGUGCCUCCGGCGUGGCCCCCGCCAACAGCGCGUGUUGCUAUGGCAACGCGACAACCGCUGCAAUCUCGCUGGCUCCACGACGACCCCGGCCCGUACGGGCACGCGGUCCGGGGACAGUCUGGACCUCACCAGGACCACCACCAUGGGGGCAGGGGCGUCCACCCAUGAGUCUAUGAGCAACCCCUCCCCAGCGGAAGGCGGUGCCCCCGGCCCCUCCAAGAAUAAGGUGCUGAUCUCAGAUCCCGCGGAUGGGGAGGGCGAGGGCGAGGGCGAAGAGGUGCCCAGCCCGACCCUGAUCUCGACCCCGCCAACACGACCCGCCCCCGCCAACGCGUUGGGGCUCACGGCUCAGGAGGUGGGCGACGUCCGCCGAGUUCAUGGGCUUCUGGCGAGGGAUGCGAGCGGCCACUGCGUCCGCAUGCACAUCAAAUACUUCCGCCGGCAGCCCGAGCACCUGGAGCGUUUCUGCGGCCGCGAGCCCCAGCGCGAACCCCUGCACUACUCUCCCGCCGAGCUGAGCAGGGACUCCGAGUUCACGGCGCGCGCGCUCCUGCACGGCCUGGCGCAGCUGCAGGUGCUCCGGUGCAGCGUCGCGGGUGACGUGAGCGCCAUGGCGAGCCAGCUGGCGAGCAUUGCGCGCGCUCACCGGGGACUGAAGCUUAGCCGGGCCAGCCUCGCGAGGUACCGGGACGUGAUGAUCGGUUACCUCGAGGAGGCACUUCCCCAGGCUAUGACUCCGUCCACCAAGCAGUCCUGGAGAUCGUUCCUGACGGUUCUCUGCGACGGUCUGAUGGACGCCCUGGAGCAGCUGGACCAAGCGGAGCGGCACUCUCCGCGGAACAAGAUCGCUCUCACGUCGUCCUGGAUCGAGCACGAGCUGCCCAAGGGCUGGCCCCUUGUGGCGCAAUAUGCCGGAGGAAGGGCUCAGCUAUCUCGGAGGAGACCAGGCAACACCAGCUCGACCUGUAACAUGUGCAACCAGGGGGUCUGCACCUGCAAGUGGGACACCAUUCACGAAGGGAAGCCAUGGCAAAACGACAGCGACACGUUUCCCUCUUUGCUCGAAAAUGACGAGUGUGAGUCGGUCGCAGAUCUCUCAGAGAGGAGUCAGAGCGCCAGUGAGACAUUUCCUGUUGGCAUGAGCGCUUCUCAUUUAACGUCAGACUGAUGCAGCAGCAGUUAAAUUUGGCGGAAAUUCCCGUUCGUGCAAAUAACUUUGCCGCACUGACAGCAGAAC
Frankliniella occidentalis (western flower thrips) is the source of this 2374-nucleotide messenger RNA. RefSeq lists its product as uncharacterized. The transcript has 6 exons. The coding region runs from base 1280 to 2305 and encodes 341 amino acids. The record is from RefSeq and is a predicted model, not a curated record. Gene Ontology annotation, molecular function: heme binding; oxygen binding. NCBI's taxonomy places the organism in Eukaryota, Metazoa, Arthropoda, Insecta, Thysanoptera, Thripidae.